GAAUGUUCAUAAAUAAUUAUAUGAGAUUGGUAGAGGCACUGACUCUCGAACCGAACGACAGAAAUGCAUUAAUAGCACGGAGCAAGUGUCACCUCUUAUUGGGAGAACCGCAGAAAGCAUUGCAGGAUGCUGAAAACGCAUUGCGAUAUAAAAUGAAAAGUGCCAAUAUGGCGAAAGCGAUAUAUUGCAAAGCGGAGGCCUUGUAUCAUCUGGGUGACUAUGAGAUGAGUCUUGUCUAUUAUUAUCGUGGAAUGAGAAUUCGCCCAGAAUACGGACAAUUUCGUCUUGGAGUUCAGAAAUCGAAGGACGCGAUAAAAAACGUAUUGCACAAAGAUUCAACUGUUAUCGUGUGAAUAUUCAAACAAAUAAAAUAAUCUUUAACAAGCUGA
Megalopta genalis is the source of this 389-nucleotide messenger RNA. Lineage: Eukaryota; Metazoa; Arthropoda; Insecta; Hymenoptera; Halictidae. The record is from RefSeq and is a predicted model, not a curated record.